CGGAAGAGGAACCGGAAGAGGAACCAGCAGUCGCAGCAUCAGAAGCAGCAGCAGCUCCACCAUCAGAGCCGCUAACGUCCUCCCAGCGUCCACUGGCUUUUUAGGACUCGCUCCCACACCAGAGAAACAUCUUCGUGUCUGAGAGACGUGACCGGUUCUCCUCCCCCGCACGUGAGCGACCAUGGCUGUGAACGUGUACUCCACCUCAGUGACCAGCGACAACCUGAGUCGCCAUGACAUGCUGGUUUGGAUCAAUGAGUCUCUACAGAUGAACCUCACCAAGAUCGAGAUGCUGUGCACAGGUGGAGCCUACUGCCAGUUCAUGGACAUGCUGUUCCCCAACUCGGUGCCUCUGAAGAAAGUGAAGUUCGGGGCCAAGCUGGAGCACGAAUACAUCCACAACUUCAAGCUUCUGCAGGUCUCCUUCAAAAAGAUGGGAGUUGACAAAAUCAUUCCAGUGGACAAACUGGUGAAGGGGAAGUUUCAGGACAACUUUGAGUUCGUCCAGUGGUUUAAAAAGUUCUUUGAUGCCAACUACGAUGGGAAGGAAUACGAUCCGGUGGAGGCCAGGCAGGGCCAGGACGCCGUGUCCUCCUCCAACGCCGCCACCUCAGCCUUCAACAAACCCCCGAAGAAGGCCUUGAAUCCAGCUCCUCAGAGGCCACCCGUCGCCAAGGUGGCGCCUAAGCUGGCUCCGGUGAGCGUGAGGAAGACGGCGAUGGGAGGAGGUGAUGAAGAGAGGACGGAGCUCCUGAACGAGCUGGAGAUCCUGAGGUCCACCUACUCAGACAUGGAGAAGGAGAGAGACUUUUAUUUUGGAAAGCUGCGGAACAUUGAGCUGAUCUGUCAGGAGAAGGAAGGCGAGAGCGACCCGACUCUUCAGAGGAUCAUCGACAUCCUCUACGCCACAGACGAUGGCUUUGUGAUACCUGAUGCUGAGGAGUCAGAGGAGCCAGAGGAGUUUUAAAGCUCCAGACUACAAGCAGCUUGUCUCUGACGCCCUGGUCCACAAACGAGAUCCUUCCUCACGCCCGGUUUGGUUUUUAUAUCCGACACCAAACCUGAUCUGGAUUUGUGGCCCCUCAUCUUCGCCACCUUCUUCUUUCCUGAACCUGACUCCCAACCUGCCGGACGUCUUCCUCACAGCUCCUCCCCUCUUCCACGAAAGGUCUCUGACCAGUUAUCAACAAUCGAGCCUCGGUCACUGCCACUGCUCUCCACACAGCUGCCCCCCCCCCCUCUCCUGGAAUCCCAACCGUCCCCAAACCAGAUAGUGAUUUACAUAUCGGGCUUUAGAAAUGGAAGUCCAUGUGAUAAACAGUGAUGUUCUGUGUGUGUGCGUGUGUUAAAACAUUUGAAACAAAUCAAACAUGACUAACUCGGCUGUCGAGUCACAGACCACUUUGUCCCAGACGUCCCCGGCUGCGUGUGGUCCCCCCCCCCCCCCCGUCAUGCAGUUUAUUAAUUUGGAAAAUAAUGAGGGGAAAACCCACACUCCCCACAGAAGCUGAGUUUAAUAUCGAUCGUAGCAAUCUUUCCAGCUGGUGGUGAUUUCAGACGUCCAGUAUCAUUGGAUGAGCAGUUUGCAGAAAGUUAAACGUAGAAGAUAUGAAGGAAUCGAACCUGUGGGCUCGGGGUCCGGUCUGUGACCAGGCAGCAGGCGGGUUCUUCUCGGCCUUUUUUCCACCUGUGAUGAAUUUUCUCCGUGUUGAUUUUGUCGUGUUCAGCUUCAAAUGAGCUUUUGUAAAUUGAUGCUCGUAAAUUGAUGCCCCCCCCC
Molecule: messenger RNA, 1777 nt
Organism: Pleuronectes platessa (European plaice)
Lineage: Eukaryota; Metazoa; Chordata; Actinopteri; Pleuronectiformes; Pleuronectidae
Gene: mapre1b
Product: microtubule-associated protein, RP/EB family, member 1b
Exons: 7
Coding region: 182-967 (261 amino acids)
Biological process (GO): protein localization to microtubule plus-end; regulation of microtubule polymerization or depolymerization; spindle assembly
Cellular component (GO): microtubule plus-end; spindle midzone; cytoplasmic microtubule
Molecular function (GO): microtubule plus-end binding
Source: RefSeq, a predicted model, not a curated record